Thunnus maccoyii (southern bluefin tuna) is the source of this 3682-nucleotide messenger RNA. It is a transcript of the gene olfml3b, whose product is annotated as olfactomedin-like 3b. Gene Ontology annotation, biological process: signal transduction. The transcript is spliced from 4 exons. The record is from RefSeq and is a predicted model, not a curated record. Bases 249 to 1418 code for a protein of 389 amino acids. Lineage: Eukaryota; Metazoa; Chordata; Actinopteri; Scombriformes; Scombridae. Gene Ontology annotation, molecular function: protein binding.
CUCCAGGGUCCCGGAGGGUCUUGGGGCUGCUCACUUUGCCAGGUAAAGGCUAAACCAAGAGUGAGAAGGACUGGCUCAUGUCUCUUUGAGACUGUAUGCCUUCAUCUUCACCAGAUGUUUGUGGCUCCUCCCAAAGAGCUCAACGAAACAUUCCAGCCCACCUCUGGGACUCUGCUGGCUCCUCUACACACUCUCACUGAACUCCAGUCAAACUUUUACAGGAGCUGAAGAGACUGAGCUGACACAAAAUGAGAGGACUUGUUGUCUUGGUUACUUUGGCCUGCUUUGCCAGCGCUCAGCACCAAGCGCUGAUUGACUACUUGGAGCGGAGGCUACUUGCUAUAGAGGACCGUAUCUCUCUGUGGCAUGAGCAGACCACUCGCUACGCCUCAGAGCUGCGGGAGCUGAAGCAGCAGAUGGUUUCCCAGCUGGAGAACCUGGACAAAGAGAAAGAGAUACUGCGAAUUAAUCUGGACAGUGUGGGGACUCGGGUGGACCGGGUUGAGCGUGAACUGGACUACUUGGAGACCCAGAACGGGGCUCAGCCAUGUGUGGACGUGGACGACAAGUUGAUAGAGCAACAGGUGACUCUGGUGAAGGAGAAGCAAAAGGCCAAAUAUUCAAAACUCUCAGACUGCAGAGACAUGAUCUCCAGCAUAAAAGCCAUGAAGAUCUUGAAGCGAGUUGGUGGGCCAAAGGGCAUGUGGACCAAAGACACCAGCAGGGCCUCUGGGAAGGUCUACAUUUUUAAUGGGACAGAUGAAGACAUGGUCUAUGAGUUUGCCUCUGUGCAAGAGUUCAGCCGCUCGUUGGGCAUGUCUCUGUCAAAGCAGCUGAAGCUGCCGUCCGCCUGGAAAGGAACAGGGCAUGUUGUCUACAACAAUCACGCGUAUUAUAUUAAUCAGGUUGAAGGGGUGACGGUGGUCAAAUAUGACAUGAAGAACAACUCUGUGGCAGACAGCGCAGUGUUCCCAGUCCAGGACCAUGUCCCGGUGUACGGACUGACCCCUGAGACAGCAAUGGACUUGGCCGUGGACGAGGAAGGCCUGUGGGCCAUUUAUGCCACACGGCAGAACGAGAGGCACAUCUCUCUGGCUAAAAUGGACGCCAACUCACUGGACAUUGAGCAGAUGUGGGACACAAACUGUCCGAGAGAGAACGCAGAGGCGGCGUUCGUCAUCUGCGGCACGCUGUAUGUGGUGUACAACACCAAGCACCCCGGUCGUUCACGUGUCCAGUGUGUGUUCGACGUCAACGACAUGGUGACCAAUGAAGAUGCACCACUGGUUUACUUUCCAAAACGUUACGGAGCUCACUCCAGUCUGAAGUACAACCCACAGGAGCAGCUGCUCUACGCUUGGGAUGACGGCUACCAGAUUCUGUACAAGCUUGUCAUGAAAAAGAAACUAGAGGUUUGAGCUGAAUAAAACACACCAACAGCCUCCCAAAACUUCCACAAACACACCCGAUAACCCUUUAAGAACCAUAUCAGCGUUUGGCCAGUUGUAACUCUUUAAAUACAAAUCAUGUAUAUUUUAUAUCACUGCUGAUCAUGUUUAAAUAUUCACUUUUUUAAUGUGACUUUUGUUACUUUUUAGUCAGCUGCUGGUCUCCAUUCAUUUCCGUAUGAUAUAAAAAUCUACUAGCAUGCUCUUGAAAAUUGCUUAAGUUGUGUAUUUUCCAUCACGGAAAACAUCGAUUUAUAUUGUUACAUGGUAAAGUAGCUAAAAUCUAGACUGAUUUGAAAGGUCUGUGCUGCAUUACCUCACAACAAUUACCAAAUUACAGAGUUUGCCUUUGGAUUUUCACACCAUAUGGACAUAAAUGGGAAGCAAUGGCUACUUGAAAGGAAGGAAAGACACAUUCAGAAAUUGGAAACACUAUUGCAUGGUUUGGAAAAUAGCCAGCAGUGAUAUUAAAUAUUAUACAAUGGGCUAAACAUGAAAAAUCACCGGAAUGGUCCUUUAAUUCUGAAUCUCUAAAAGCAUAAACAGAUCCAAAAGUGCUGUCUUGUAGAAAAGGUAUCUGUACACUUUCACACACUCACAGAUGUGAACGCAGGAAAUAUUUUUCCAAAAUACUUAGUUGAUUAAUGAUAUGAUUUCUUCAUCCAAGGAAAAGUUGUGUAAUGGCUGCCACAACCGUAUUGCUUAUCAGAUUGCACUGCACCUUCAUCAUCUUCACAAACAUGUCUGUGUCUACUGGCAAGUGGACUCGAAUAGAUUUACUGUACUUACUUGUGAGCUCUUCUGCCACUCUCCUCUUAAAUUUCUUUUUUUUUUCACGCUGCAAAUACAGGAAAAUAACGAAGAUGAUACAUACUCACCUUAACUUCACUAGAGAUGGUUUUGGAUGAUAUAAGUACUUGUGACCUUUAAUCUAGUGUUGUUUUUUUCAUGAAUGCUUGAUUUACUGUUGGCACAUCUGACUAAAGACCCUUUUCACAUCAUUUAACUUCUCGUACACACAUAUAACUAAUAACUUGGCUUCACUCCACUCAUGUAAUCCACGACCAGGGCCCUGCUUUUGUGCACGCUGGCUCAUUAAUCAACUUACUGAAACCUAAAAGGAGCAGAGCCAUCAUUAAUUUUAUUAAUAAUACUUGUGCUAUUCCUGCUAUGAUAAGUCAGAAUGUCUACUGUGCAAUAGGACUAUAAAUAUUUGUUUUAAAAUCAAAUCGGCUGAGUUUUACUUUAACUGAUCAGCUGUGAGAACGAGAGCAGCUGUUAGGUCUGAUUAUUAUUUGCAUAGUUGAUCAUUAGAGCUUAUAAAGGACUUCCAUGGCAGCUUUAAGGCUGAAAAUGUUAGUUCAACUGGAGUUAAGAGCUUUUAUUUGCUAUAAACAUAUUACUGUGUGGGAACUUAAAGACAGAGGUAACAAUAUGAGUAGCAUCCAUUAUAAUUUAAUCUAAACAUAGGCUUUAAUGCCACUGAGUUAAUCCACAUAUCUAACAUUUAUUAUAUUGUUUAAAAAAUUUAGAGGCAAUGCUUAGUUUGAGGAUGGCAUGACUAUGUUUUCUCCAGUUGUUCUUCAGAUUUCUCUCACUAUCAGAAAGCUCCUGUGUCGUCUCUUCUGAUGUAACGACAGCAGUGUGUGAGCUUAGAGCAGCAGUUAAUAUAAAUAGGAUCUCUUCAAUGAUCAGCUAGCAGGCUAGUACUGUUACCUUCUCUCUGUCUGUCUUAUCCAGCACUCCAGUGGUUAAAGUCAAGCACAUACAGUAUGUAAUGCUGUUAAGUUUAGAUGUUGUGUUUUUUUACUGUAUAAAAUCACCAAAAUGAACAAAAAGCACCACUAUUUCAAUGAUGUCUUUCAUAUAAUGCUAGUGUUUAAUUUAAGAAAUGACAUUUGUAUUUUCUGCUUGUAUUAUGCACAUUUCCUAUCAUUUACUCAGACUUCUGCCUUUGUUCACUAUGAAUAAAAAACGUUUUCACCUAACAGAGUCUGUCUUUUUCUAUGAACUGUAUAGAGGGACACAACCAGGACCAUUAAAGCCACUGAGUAGCAUUUGAACAUCUCACUUGGUGUCACCUGGUGGAAGUAUGAAAAAAGACACCGUGACAGAGAGAAAGGAACUCAUAGCUUUACCUCUUUUCCUGAUUUCACUCUUUGUUGCUUUAAGGUGAACUUCUUUAUUGUCUGACUAAUCAAAAUAAAAUGAUGGAUUGCCUUUCAUUUGAUAAC